CACCUUCUAUUCAAGAAGAUUUGGAAAAAGUGCAGAUGGACUAGAAAGAAGGACAACUCAUAAAGACACCAAAUAAAGGAGAUCUGAGUAAAUGUGGAGUCUACAGCGACAUUACACUACUGUCAGUACCAGGCCAAGCUUUCAACGUAGUGCUGCUGAGCCGGAUGAAAGACACAGAUAACCUGGACCUUCUAUCCCAUACACACAAACAAAUGCAAGGGAAAACAACUAGUGUAGCAGCAGCCUCUGCAUCAGAAGACCUCAACAUACACAAGGGGAAAUGCAAGAUCCCUAAAUACAACACGACGAACACCAACCCAAUCACACCUGAUGGAGAAAUUUUGCAAGAAGUUGAAACUUUCACGUAUCUGGUCAGCAUCAUCGACGAACGUGGAGAAUUGGACGCAGACGUAAAGGCGAGGAUUGGCAAAGCAAGGGCCGCAUUCCUACAAUUGAAGAACAUAUGUAACUCAAAACAACUUUCAAUCAAUAUCAAAGUAAGGAUCUUCAAUACCAACGUCAAGGCAGUUCUACUGUACGGAGCUGAAACUUGGAGAACUACAACUACUACCAUCAAGAAGGUAAAAGUAUUUAUAAAUGGUUGUCCACGCAAGAUACUCAGCAUCCAUUGGCCGGAUACCAUCAGCAACAACAUUCUGUGGGUGAGGACAAACCAGCAUCCAACUGAAGAGGAAAUUAGGAAAAGACUUUGGAGGUUGAUACGGCAUACAUUGCGGAAAUCACCAAACUCCAUCACAAGGCAAGCACUAACUUGAAAUCCU
Molecule: messenger RNA, 782 nt
Organism: Schistosoma intercalatum
Lineage: Eukaryota; Metazoa; Platyhelminthes; Trematoda; Strigeidida; Schistosomatidae
Source: the annotation of a GenBank genome assembly